AUAAUGGACCCGGAUUAUAUUGAGAGCCAAAGGCUAUGUUUGAUGUGAAUCUCAAUGCAGUCAUACUGUUAACACAAUUAGCGGUCAAACAUUUGGCGAAAACUAAUGGCAAUAUAAUUAGCAUAUCGAGUGUUGGGGCCAUUAAACCGGGUAUAGGUAUCUCGCCGGUAAGUAUGUCCAAGUGUGCCAUUAAUAUGUUCACUAAAUGUAUGGCAGUGAAGUUGGCACCCAAAAAGAUCCGGGUCAAUGCAGUAUGCCCCGGUGCAAUUCAUACGCCCAGCUUUAAGACAUUAAGUAAUAUGACCAGGGACGAGCUCAAGGCAUUUAAGCAACGUUUGGCGGUUAAGUACCCGAUUGGUCGUAUCGGUGAACCAUCGGACGUGGCAAUGCCGUAGCACACCUGGCCAGUGAGCAUGCUACAUUUAUAACUGGCGCCUGUAUGUUGGUCGAUGGUGGUUACCUU
Molecule: messenger RNA, 463 nt
Organism: Oppiella nova
Lineage: Eukaryota; Metazoa; Arthropoda; Arachnida; Sarcoptiformes; Oppiidae
Source: the annotation of a GenBank genome assembly